This is a messenger RNA of Colius striatus (speckled mousebird), 4960 nucleotides long. It is a transcript of the gene PRDM6, whose product is annotated as PR/SET domain 6. Gene Ontology annotation, cellular component: nucleus. NCBI's taxonomy places the organism in Eukaryota, Metazoa, Chordata, Aves, Coliiformes, Coliidae. Gene Ontology annotation, molecular function: histone methyltransferase activity; protein binding. The coding region runs from base 73 to 1794 and encodes 573 amino acids. The transcript is spliced from 8 exons. The record is from RefSeq and is a predicted model, not a curated record.
CCACGGGCCGCCUGCACCUCCGCACGCCGUCCGCUCAGCAGCCGCUUCGGCGCACCCAGCUCAGGCAGCGGGAUGCUGAAGCCCGGCGAUCCCGGCGGAUCCGCGUUCCUGAAGGUGGAUCCCGCCUAUCUGCAGCACUGGCAGCAGCUCUUUCCGCAGAGCAGCCAGCUCAAAAGCAGCGGGGCCCUCGCCCAGCUCCAGCCUCCUGAGAGAGCCGAGCCUCCGUCUGACAGCCUCCGCCAGCGCCCGGCAUCUCUCUCCUCCGCUUCCUCCUCCUCUUCCUCGUCCACUCCAUCUUCCUCCUCCACGUCCUCCUGCGUCGCCGUGGCGGCUGCUUCCCUGGCCGGCCUGACCUCUUUGCCUGUGGCCCAGCUCCCGGUCUUCGGACCCCUGCAGAGCUCCGAGCCCUCGGCCGGGGGAGCGUCCGCUCCCCUGCAGGGCAAGGACUUGUGCGGGACCGGCAGUGGCGGCAACAAAUGCGGCGAACGGUCCGUCGUCCGAUUCCGCUGCACGGCCGAGGAGCUGGACUACUACCUGUACGGGCAGCAGCGCAUGGAGAUUAUCCCCUUGAACCAGCACACCAGCGAUCCAAACAACCGAUGCGACAUGUGUGCAGAUAACCGCAACGGCGAGUGCCCCAUGCAUGGGCCCCUCCACUCCCUGCGCCGUCUGGUGGGUACCAGCAGUGCUGCUGCUGCGGCCCCUCCACCAGAGAUCCCAGAGUGGCUGCGGGACCUGCCCCGGGAAGUGUGUCUGUGUACUAGCACAGUGCCGGGCCUGGCCUAUGGCAUUUGUGCAGCACAACGUAUCCAGCAGGGCACCUGGAUCGGACCCUUCCAGGGUGUGUUGCUCUUGCCAGAGAAGGUUCAAGCAGGAGCCAUCAGGAACACUCAGCAUCUCUGGGAAAUAUAUGACCAGGAUGGCACAUUGCAGCACUUUAUUGAUGGUGGAGAACCUAGUAAGUCAAGCUGGAUGAGGUAUAUCCGAUGUGCAAGGCACUGUGGGGAGCAGAACUUGACAGUGGUUCAGUACAGGUCAAAUAUAUUCUACCGAGCUUGUAUAGAUAUCCCCAGAGGUACUGAGCUGCUGGUGUGGUACAAUGACAGCUACACAUCUUUCUUUGGAAUCCCUCUCCAGUGCAUUGCACAAGAUGAAAAUUUGAAUGUCCCUUCGACUGUAAUGGAGGCCAUGUCCAGACAAGACACCCCACAGCCAUUUAAUAAAAGUAGCAAACUAUCCCCUGCCACUCCACAGCGAUCCAUAGUAUUUCCACAGACUCCGUGUAGCAGAAAUUUUUCUCUCCUGGAUAAGUCUGGGUCCAUCGAGUCAGGAUUUAACCAGAUCAGUGUCAAAAAUCAACGAGUUCUUGCAAGCCCAACUUCAACAAGCCAACUAAAUUCUGAAUUCAGUGACUGGCAUCUUUGGAAAUGUGGGCAAUGUUUUAAGACUUUCACCCAGCGGAUCCUCUUACAGAUGCAUGUGUGUACGCAGAACCCUGACAGGCCCUACCAGUGUGGUCACUGCUCCCAGUCUUUCUCCCAACCUUCAGAGCUGAGGAACCAUGUAGUUACGCAUUCCAGUGACAGGCCUUUCAAGUGUGGCUACUGUGGUCGUGCCUUUGCUGGUGCCACAACACUCAACAAUCACAUCCGGACACAUACUGGGGAAAAGCCCUUCAAGUGCGAGAGGUGUGAGAGAAGCUUCACACAAGCCACCCAGCUGAGUCGACACCAGAGGAUGCCCAAUGAGUGCAAGCCAAUAACAGAGAGCACAGAAUCAAUUGAAGUGGAUUAACUGAUUGACUGGUUGGAAUUAAACUGCAAGGAAAGUCAUGAUUAAAUGUCACGGACACUUAAGCAAAACCAAAGAUUUCCUCUGAGCAACUUUCAAUCAGUCCCAGAAAACCAAAAGCAGUAAUAAAAUAAGUAAGAUGUUAAGAGAUAUUGAUCCUGGCAUGGAAGUGAGACCAGGAAAGAGAUUAUUUAUUUAUGACUAGGGAUGAGUCUUAUUUCAAUUGACAAGUUACUUGGGACUAUUAACAUUUCAAGUCCCACCAUGUAUUGCUUUAAUUCUAAAAGUCUUUAUAGUUGUUAUUUAAUGCCAAAGUGAGGAAUCUCAAGGGUUCUUCUGCCCAUAGUUAUGACUGAGAAUGCACAUGGACUUGUUUAUUGUUGCACCUUUUUUUGUAGCAUGACUCAAAGGACCCAGAUGUAAUCUGUGUGUUUGACUGGGCUGGGCUAAGUUGAUCUUGACAUGGCUAUAAUAGAAAUUGCUAUGUGGAAUGGGAAGUGAUCAAGAGCUGUAUCUGGGUCAGUGGCAGCCUCCUCAGACCAAAGGGCAUUUCAUUUGCAUAGUCUCAUGCCUCACACUGUGUGCACUUUUUCAUGCAAAUAGUUUCAAAAACAGCAUUGCAUUGGCAUAGAUAGAUAUCCUGGGGGAAAAAAAAGAAAAAAAGGAAAAAAAAAGGAAUGUCAUAUAUAUGCAAAUAUACUUUAUGUAAAGAAGCCAGUAGGAAAACUAUGUUAAACUAAUAGAGCUCUUGAAUUCAGUCUAUUAACUAUGACAGACAGAGGCAGUAGAAAGUAUUUGAAAUGUUUAAGGUUCCAGUCUAUGCAUACAUCAUAUUAUGAGGAGCACAAAACCAGGAUGACACUUUUUGCUUGGUGAUUAAUUUAAUGGCUUGCUGAUUUCUAGGAAAACUAAUCAGAAAUCCAACCUAUAGCCAAUUGAUAUUUUUACUCUGUUGGUUUGGAUCAAACUGAAAUGCUCCUGUAUUAGACGAAACUUUCAGUGUACUUGGACUGAGAUUCAAAAAAAAAAAGCUAAAUCUGAACUCAGAUACUUUGUACAUAGCUCCAAGGCUUCAUAGUGUUCACUUCCUGGAAAUUUGCCUGGUGCAGUAAUGAAUGAAAGGAAGCCAAAAUACUCCCAACAUCAAUAUAAAAAGCUCAGAUGUCAUUACAUUGGUUCAAUUUAACAAUUUCCAUAUUGGCUUUUUUCAAGCUUUUAUCCUUGAUGUAGUUCAGAUUUCAUGAUUUUGUCUAAUCAAAGAAUGGUUUCCACUUUUAGAGACCAACAGUGUUUGUUUAUAUAUUGAUUGUCUCAUUGCUAGAGCUGUAGUUUGAUAAAAAUGUAAAAAAAAGUUAAAAAAAAGUAAAAAAAUCACACACAAAAAACACAAACCACCACCAAGAAGCAAAAGUUCUGAGGUCAUGCUAUAUCAUAAAGUAAAACUGCAAAAUAAAUUGUGGAGAUUAUGGGGAUUAAAAUAGGUUAAUUCAGUUUUGCACCAAAACUGAAGUACUGGGUAGCUCAUAAGGGCUCAGUUGACUAUAUUACAUAUUUUAAAAACAUUUAUGGGGAUGAUUUUAAAUAUGUAGAGAAGUAUCCAAUUCUGUAAAGGGCUAGACAGAAUCAGCUACAAAGUUAGUAACAGGUUCAGAUAAUUUAUAAAUUCUGCAGACAGCUCAAGUAGAAAAAGCAUACAGUAAAAUUUGAAUACAUUUAAAACUAAUUUAAAAGCUAAGACAUCCUUACUUAAGGAUAUGAAUUUAUUAUAUUCUAGAAACUACACUACAGAAUCUGGAGUUUCCAAAGCUGUACAGGGAAUAACUUCAGGAUUUUCUGUAUUUGAGUUUGGUCAUUUAAAAUGUAAAACAUUGUGGAAAAAAAUUGUCCUAGCAAGUAUCUCAUAAAGAGGCUUCAGCCCUGUGAAUUUUUCAGCUCAGUUUCUCAGUGCAGAAAUAUUCGGAGUAAGCUAUUCUGUCACCACCUUCCUGAUUUUAUCCUCCAAAUUAAGAGAGAUUUUUAGCUACUAUAUACUGUUUGUUUGUUUGUUUUUAGGUUCAAAGAUGCACAGGAAGUUGAGUAGGAAGAAUUGUAACUUAAAGGUGACUACUUGAACAUUAUUUCAUUUGUAGCAAACAAACAAAAAACCAAAAUCUGAUCUUAAACCUAUCAGAUCCUUGCACCUUGUAGUUCACAGUUUUCCUUAUUUUUAAGAGACUUAAUGUAAGGUAACAUCUUACAUCUUGCUUUUAGUUAACAUUUGAACAGCAGUUGUAGAUCAUUUCUGCAAGCAAAUAGUCUCACCAAAAAAAAAGGGAAAAAAAAGGCAGAAAUUUAUAGAGUGAGUGGGAAAAGAGGUAUGUCAUACUCUGAAAAGUAAACAUGAGGUAUCUGUUAGAUCACUGGAUUGUGCUGUUGCAUUAGCAAACUGCUCUCCUGUUCAGGGACAUGGCUAGUAGUAGUGCAGAGCAUUCAGUCUCUUGAAUACUAUAAAGCAAAUGGCAUGUAAGUAUGUGCUUACAUGUAUCACAAAUUCCAUGCUGAAUAUAGAUAGGUUCAUUCAUAUGUUUUUAAUUAAACAUGUGUCUAAAUAUUCCUGUGAAGGAGUGUGAAGUAAAGAUCAAUCAAGAUUUUACUGGAUUUUUUAUAAAAAAUGCACAGCAGUAGAAUUUCUGCAGAAUUUCCUUUUUUUUUUUCUUCCAAACACUUCUUUCUUGUGUAAAUCACUCUGUUGUGCCAGAUGCCUAAGCAUAUCAUUUAUUGCAUUUAUUGUAUUAUUUUUACAUGGCAUUUUCACAACAGAUUUGGCUGCAUACAAAAGCAAUUCGGUGAAAACCCAUGAUUUCAUAGUGGGUUUUCCUGAAGUAAAACAUUGGGCAUUAUAUUACAAUAUAGCAAAUGUAAAACUAACAUGGAUCGGCUAAAACAAGUACUAGGUUUGGACUAAACAGAAUCUAGAUCCUGUCUGCACUUCCCAAAUACUGACUGAAUUUCUGUUCAUCUAUCAACAGAACAACCAUACAUUUAGGUCUAAUAUGAAUACAGUAUGUGUUUGCACACAGUAAACUGAAACAGUAAAUGUAAUACAAUUAUCUUUAAAUGUAGUGAUUAUAUGCCUGCCAUUUCAGAAUUUCUGAAACAUCUUGUUUUGUAGUCUGGUAAAAAAUACAAG